Molecule: messenger RNA, 1626 nt
Organism: Penicillium cataractarum
Lineage: Eukaryota; Fungi; Ascomycota; Eurotiomycetes; Eurotiales; Aspergillaceae
Product: putative serine--tRNA ligase DIA4
Exons: 1
Coding region: 1-1626 (541 amino acids)
Biological process (GO): mitochondrial seryl-tRNA aminoacylation
Cellular component (GO): mitochondrion
Molecular function (GO): ATP binding; serine-tRNA ligase activity; tRNA binding
Source: RefSeq, a predicted model, not a curated record
AUGGCGCCCUCCCCCUCCCCCUAUAUCUGCCUCAAUUGCAGAUUGGCACCUCGAAAUGCAUUGUCUCGACUCCAGCCAUACCGCUCAUUCUCAACGACCCGCCGUCACCAGCAGAUCCUGCGUCCCGCGACAGCACCCAAGCCCACGCCGGACGUGAAGCACAUCCGCCAGAAUGCCGAGCUCUACGCACAGAAUUGUAUAGACAGGAAUUAUGCCGGUCAUGCAGAGUACCCUUCGAAAAUUCAGGCUCUAUCUGAGGAAGCCAGACAACUCGAUUACGACCUCAAGUCGCCGCGUUCGCAGAUUAAGCAGUUGGAAAAGACUAUUGCGAAGCUGUCCAUUGCGGCGCGACAAGCUUCGGCCAACGGCGCAGAGGCCAGUGAGCAAGGGUCAGCUACGAAUAAAGAAUUGGAGGAUCUGAAAUCAGAAGCGCAGCGCUUAAAGGACGACUCGCAUGCCAUGACAGUCCGCAAGUCUGACUGCACCGAUGAAAUCAACCGUCUCGCCCUAUCCCUCCCGAACCUCUCGUCCUCCGAAACUCCCAUCGGCGACGACCCCCGUCUCGUUCACUACCUCAAUUUCGAUCCCCAAGCACCACCCGCCUGGACACGCCAGUCCCCCGCAGAGUUCCAAGCUCGGUCGCACGUCACCAUCGGCACCGAACUCGGUCUCCUCGACUUUACAAGCUCGGCCACCACAACGGGAUGGGGCUGGUAUUUCCUCGUCAACGAGGGCGCCAUGCUUGAGCAAGCGCUCGUCCAAUAUGCCUUGAGCGUCGCACGCCGCCGCGGCUGGAAAACAGUCUCCCCGCCGUCAAUCGUCUAUUCCUACAUCGCCGAGGCAUGCGGCUUCCAACCGCGUGACCAGCACAACGAGCAGCAAAUCUGGUCAAUUGAGCAGAACGAGCGCGACCACGACACUAAACCCCAACGCUCGCUGACUGGAACCGCGGAAAUCCCACUCGCAGCAAUGUACGCAGGUCGCGACAUCAACGCUUCCGAACUCCCCAUCAAGCUCGUAGGCGCGAGCCGAUGUUACCGUGCCGAAGCAGGCUCCCGUGGCGUCGACACGAAGGGUCUCUACCGUGUACACGAGUUUACCAAGGUUGAGCUAUUCGGGUGGACCGAUAACCUCGCCCCCGAAUCAGCAGCGGAAAAGCCUACCUCAGACACCCUCUUCGCCGAACUACUAGACAUCCAAACCGAGAUCCUAACAUCCCUCCACCUGCCCUGCCGCGUCCUCGAAAUGCCCACUGGCGACCUGGGCGCCAGCGCAACCCGCAAACGCGACAUCGAGGCCCUCUUCCCCUCCCGCUUCCGCCCUACACCAGACUCGACGAGUCCCGUGGACCCGUCCGUCUCGCAACUCGAGUCUGCAUGGGGCGAGGUCACUUCUGCUUCUAUUUGCACUGAUUACCAGAGCCGUCGGCUGGCGACGCGUGUACGUGGCGGUGCGCCUAAGGAGUCCCGGUUCCCGCAUACCGUGAACGGAACUGCGAUGGCCGUUCCGCGGGUGUUGGCUGCUAUUUUGGAGAAUGGGUGGGAUGAAGAGCGAGGUGUUGUCGUUGUGCCGGAGGUGUUGAGGCAGUGGAUGGAUGGGAUGGAGACGAUUGGUCGGCGGGAGUAG